This is a messenger RNA of Erythranthe guttata (spotted monkey flower), 1625 nucleotides long. Its product is annotated as lysine histidine transporter-like 6. NCBI's taxonomy places the organism in Eukaryota, Viridiplantae, Streptophyta, Magnoliopsida, Lamiales, Phrymaceae. The record is from RefSeq and is a predicted model, not a curated record.
AUAUAAAUAUAUAUAUUAAUAAUCAGGCAACUAUAAGUAGGCAGCUACCUGGUUUCAUAUAGUCGUUGUAGUAAAAAUAAACUGUCUUAUAAGUGUGUUCAAUUUGUGGGGUUAGAAAUAAAUGGUUUCAGCAGAUCCCCCACAACCCAAGGAAGUUCCAUCAGAUGACAAAUGGGGGGAAAACGGUCCUCAUCGGGAAGCGAAGUGGUGGUACUCGACCUUUCAUACCGUUACAGCUAUGGUUGGUGCCGGGGUUCUCAGCUUGCCGUAUGCCAUGGCUUACUUAGGAUGGGUUCCGGGUACAAUAGUGAUGGCGCUAUCGUGGUGCAUAACCCUAAACACAAUGAGACAAAUGAUACAGCUACACGAGUGUGUACCGGGCGUUCGGUUCGACCGAUACUACGACCUAGGGCGGCACGCUUUCGGGCCGAAACUCGGGCCGUUGAUUGUACUACCUCAGCAGUUCAUAGUCCAGGUUGGCUGUGACAUUGUGUAUAUGGUGACUGGAGGGAAAUGCCUGAAAAAGUUCAUGGAAAUUGUGUGCACCAACUGUACACCUAUGAGACAAUCGUAUUGGAUUGGCAUAUUUGGAUGCCUGCAUUUCUUUCUCUCUCAGCUGCCGGAUUUCAAUUCUAUCUCUAGGGUUUCGUUGGCUGCAGCUAUCAUGUCAUUAAGCUACUCAACAAUAGCCUGGGUGGGCAGCCUGAGCCACGGCAGAGCCCCGACCGUGAGCUACGCCUACAAGAAAACGAGCGGCGCCGAUUACAUGUUCCGCGUUUUCAAUGCUUUAGGUCAAAUCACCUCCGCGUACGCCGGCCACGCCGUUGUUCUCGAAAUUCAGGCCACCAUCCCAUCCACUCCCGAGCGGCCGUCGAGAAUUCCGAUGUGGAAAGGCGCCGUGUGGGCCUAUUUCAUCAACGCCAUAUGCUAUUUUCCGGUGGCCCUCGUUGGAUACUGGGCGUUCGGACAGGACGUCGCCGACAACGUCCUGGUCGCGCUUGAGAGGCCGUCCUGGCUCAUUGCCGCCGCUAAUUUGAUGGUUGUUGUCCACGUCAUCGGAAGCUACCAGGUUUAUGCGAUGCCAGUAUUUGAGGUGCUAGAAAGGACAAUGAUUACAAAAUUUAAGGUGCCACCUGGACUUUUGCUAAGGAUAAUUGUUCGUUCUGCUUAUGUUGCGUUGACUCUGUUUCUUGGCGUGACUUUCCCUUUCUUUGGUGACCUGCUUGGCUUCUUUGGUGGCUUUGGCUUUGCCACAACUUCUUACAUACUGCCUAGUAUAAUGUGGCUAAGAAUCAAGAAACCAGAGAGAUUGAGCCUAUCCUGGACUGUCAAUUGGGGAUGCAUAUUUGUUGGAGUGUUUAUCAUGUUGGCAUCAACCAUCGGGGGAUUGCGAAACAUCAUUGUCGAUUCGUCUACUUACGAAUUCUAUUCGUGACAACGUUUGUUGUGAUUUUAGACUAAGGUUUUUUUAGUGGCACUUUUGAAUAUGGAAGUGCACACAUCAUCAUUGUCAAGUUUAAUAAAACAAGUAAUCAUUUGAAUUUCGACGGAAUAUUCGAUAUUCUAGUGGCACGACAUGAGUGCCCGAUUGUGAGGCUGCUUGUUGAACGUGCGAUUUCGUUUAA